Molecule: messenger RNA, 2106 nt
Organism: Rodentolepis nana
Lineage: Eukaryota; Metazoa; Platyhelminthes; Cestoda; Cyclophyllidea; Hymenolepididae
Source: the annotation of a GenBank genome assembly
AUGAAUGACCAAGCUAUGAAUGAGGAAACAACUUCAGUUAUCAUGAAUCCAGACGGUACAUAUACCGCUAUUCCUUAUGGUGCCACUGCUGACAAUGGACAGGUUUACCUGUCUCUCAAUGACCUAGGAAUACAAAACGAUGGUGAUGAGAUCAUGGUGAUAGCUGCGGAUGAUAAUAUAGAUGUCGCAACGCUGGAGAAUUUAAUUGCUUCUGGCGCGGUAACAACCGUCACUGGUGAAAAUGGAACCGAAUACGUUCAAAUUGGUGAUCAAGGCCUUAUUGAUGGAACUCAGUUGUUUGAAGUGGCCUCAGACCAAAUGCAGUUUUAUGAUCCUACCACUAAGACCUAUUACGGUGUUCCUAACAUGGUUUCUGGUGCAGCUGGACCUUUUGUAAAUCUGUCUAAUGCUCAGCCUGGUGGAAUAACUUAUAAGUGUCCAUCUUGUCCUGCUCUGUACUCUAAUGCCAAUGCAUUCACUAAACACAUGAGGGAGAAGCAUUUCGUGAAAGUCUACACUUGCCGUCAAUGCGAUGAGUUUUUCGAAACCCUAAGCCAACUCUUUUUACAUGCCCGUCGUAGUCAUGUCGACCCCAAGAAACCAAAGCGCAACCCUGCCAAUUACAAAUUCCAUUGCGACCAGUGUAGUUACAUGACCAAUAAUGGCGGUACAAUGGAACAUCAUAAACGAGCUCACACUGGUGAGAAACCUUUUGUUUGUGAUGUCUGCAAUAAGCGUUUCGCUCAAAAAGCUAACAUGAAAACCCAUCGUAAUCGUCACAUUUACCGAGAUAAGAUUUUUCGAUGUGAAACUUGUAACAAGGCUUUUUCUUCAUACGAUAUCUACCUGGCUCAUUUGAGAACUCGUGAGCACGAGUUACGAGAACAUUUUGCAAUGAUGGCCUCUUCUCAACUUCAUCUUGAAUGUUUGGGUUGCUCACUAUCAUUUGAUAGUAUCUAUAACCUCAAUAAGCACACUCGUGGCUGCAGAAUUGUUCGAUCCUUGCAAACUAAAUUCCGUUGCCUACCUUGCAACGCCUAUGUCAGUGACGUUUCCGCCCUUAAAGCCCACGUCAAAGCACAUGAAGGAAGUCAAAUUAUCUCGUGCCCAGUUUGUGGUGAGCGUGGUUUCCCGGGUUUCAACCAACUUAACCACCACAUCACUCGUGCCCACGCUCUUAAAGUUAAUCGUCGACAUGUAUGCCGUUAUUGUGAAAGCACCUUCGAACAAAAGAAGGACCUAGAUGCCCAUAUUCGUAGCAUGCAUGCUGAGGAGAGGAAUGCUAGGCAGUCUAGAGGUGCCGUUGGUCGACUCAAGUGUCGAUACGAACCUUGUGAAUUCACAACAAACUCGAUUAUGCUCUUGGAUAGGCACCAUGAUCAGCAUAGACGACAGGAGGAAGAUGGUGAAGAUGGUAUGUCAUUGCCACCGGCUCGUUAUGCACCAAGUACAAAAAGGAGGCGAUAUAGAGGAAGCAAGUUUGAUACUCUUUAUGGAGAAGAUGAAGAACAAGAAUUCAUUGAGGGAGAAGAAUAUGAAGUUGGCGAUGGAGGAGAAAUGGCUAGCGUUUCUGAUGGAACAGUGGUAAAACCAGCAAAUCGAAGUGAACUGGCGGAGGAGUCAAUGGAAGAUGAAGAGGCUUUGAGACCUUAUGUUGGAAAGAAGGGAGAACCAUCUUCAUCUCGCCGUUCAAUGCACACUCCAUCUAUAUCAAGACACCAUUUGGCUCACCAGACAGCUUCAGCACCUGCCAGCCGUCGGGCAACUCGAGCUAGACGUCUUCCAGCUUGGUACAAGGAUUACGAUACAGAAUUCAUUGGUGGUGGUGAUGAGUCUCCACCACAUGUUCCUGAUUACCCCACUAGGCGGUACACUCCAACCGUUCCCCGUGCUAAUGAAAUUGAACAACUUACUACUGCCCUUGAGGUGCCAUCAACUGCUCUUAAUACUAAUGCUGCUGGAGAUGCGCCUGUAGAAGAGCAGGUCACCAUUCCAACGGAAGAGUGGAACGUAGUUGUCUAUGACGACGAGGAACCAAUCACCAACGAGCCACAACAGGUUGUCGUAGAAAUCCAUCAGCAAGAACACCCUGGAGCCACUUCAUAG